This is a messenger RNA of Xenopus laevis (African clawed frog), 783 nucleotides long. It is a transcript of the gene timcc.S, whose product is annotated as family with sequence similarity 136 member A S homeolog. Gene Ontology annotation, cellular component: cytoplasm; mitochondrial intermembrane space. The record is from RefSeq and is marked provisional. Lineage: Eukaryota; Metazoa; Chordata; Amphibia; Anura; Pipidae.
CACGCUUGUCAGACAUGGCAGAGGAACAUCAGAACCGGCUGCAAAAUGCAGUAGACUCUAUGGUGAAAAGCCUGGAAAGGGACAAUAUUAGGAAAAUGCAGGGGAAGAUGUUCCGGUGCAGUGCACAAUGCUGUGAAGACAAUGGCGCCUCCAUGCAGCAGGUGCAUCAUUGUAUUGAACGCUGUCACACACCUCUGGCUCAAGCACAGAGCCUGGUCACCACCGAGCUGGAAAGGUUUCAGAACCGUCUUUCCCGAUGCACCAUGAACUGCAGCGAUCAAGCUAAAGAUGCCUUCGACUCUGGGAGCAAAGAGGCCCAGGUGAAAGCCCAGCUGGAGGGCUGUGUCAUUAAAUGUGCAGAGGAGCACAUGAACCUCAUUCCCAGUAUGACCAAGAAGCUGAAGGAUGCAUUGGCGCAGGCUGACAAAUAAGUUUCCAGGAUAUGUAGGAAGAGCCAUUGUGGCUUGAGGCAUUCCAACAGUCUUCAGUGCUGCAGGAGAGCAACAUUAACCCUAACAUGGCACGUGAGUAUGUUGGAGGUGGCAUCCGUUAUAACAGUGGAACAUGAAUCUUCCCUAAGAAAAUCAGCCGGACUACCUUACUAAGCAAAGCAAGAUGGCUGCAUAAAGAAGAAGCUGUCGUGGCAGACAUUACUGUCCAAGGCCUGUGUUGUUUAAAAGAACUUGAGAUUAUUAUUAAAAAAUACAAAAAGUGGUAACAGACAGGUCCUUUGUACUUGUGUUUUCACUUUUACUGCCAUUAAAACCUUUUAUUUCAUGUUAA